AUAGUGAAAACAAGUUUAAAUAACAGAAAUAAUUAUGAAUAAAAACGCUCUUCGUCCUGUAGUGGACGACCAAGAGCCACGUAUUAGUGUUAUUUGCCUUGGUCCAACAGGUUCGGGUAAAACGACUUUGUUGAAAAGAUUACAAGAAGCCGAAGGUAUUGACAAUACUUAUAGUCCCGUACCCACUAUAGGAACCAAUAUUUAUGAUAUACACUACAUUAAUAAGAGUGGGAAAAAACAAACAUUAAGUAUAAGGGAAGUCGGCGGAGAGAUGGCGUCACUAUGGAAUAAUUAUUUGGAUGGAGUUGAAAAGGUAAUAUUCGUAGUGGACACGUCUAAUCUGUGUCAGAUAUCGGCGGCAGCUCUCAUGCUAUAUACAUUAUUGGCCGAACCCUGUCUCAAACACGCUAAGUUCAUCCUAGUGCUAAGCAAGAUGGACUUGGCUUACCGGCAGAUGCGGAACGAGGCCCUGCUGAUGCUGCAGAGCCGUCGGUUGCUCGCGGAGCUCCCGAGACCGCCAACCAUUCUCGAAGCGGCGCCCCUCACCGGCGAGGGUCUGCCGGAGCUGAAGGCGCAGCUCACCAAUCAGAAGAUUAAGCCUGCAAUAUAA
This is a messenger RNA of Cydia fagiglandana, 610 nucleotides long. Its product is annotated as ADP-ribosylation factor-like protein 16. The transcript has 3 exons. Bases 35 to 610 code for a protein of 191 amino acids. Lineage: Eukaryota; Metazoa; Arthropoda; Insecta; Lepidoptera; Tortricidae. The record is from RefSeq and is a predicted model, not a curated record. Gene Ontology annotation, molecular function: GTP binding; GTPase activity.